AUUCGUGAAGCAUUUCCUCCACUUCCUCGGAGGAAGCACGACUCGGUUUCCUAGCAACUCGCGCGGCAUACACAAAACUUUCAGGUCAUUUCAUUCGGCUGUUGAUGUUGUCGGUGACUAGAAGGCGGUGGAGUGUUGGUGUUUUAUUUUUGGAAAUAUGGGCUGUUCAACAACCGUCGUCAAAUAUCUCGUAUUCUUCUUCAAUCUAGUGUUCGCCAUCGCUGGCGCCGGUCUUCUCGCCUUGGGCAUCCUCCUCAAGUUGAAAAACAAUGACAUUCAGAACUUCAUUCCAGACAAGUACCAUCUCAGCCUGCCGCCCGUUUUACUCAUCAUCAUCGGCUCGAUUAUCUUCGUUACAGCCUUCUUCGGAUGCUGCGGCGCCAUCAGAGAGAGCACCUGCAUGCUCACAACGUUCGCCAUCAUACUACUGACGCUGCUGAUCAUCCAAAUCGCCAUCGGCGCCUACGCCUUCCUCCAGGUCGGCGACACCGCCGACAUGAAGGCGUCGGUUACGCAAAUGGUCGAAAAGUCCUUCAACCAGUACAACACCUCCAAGAGCGCCCAAGCGGAGUUCGACUUUCUCCAGAACUUCUUGCACUGUUGCGGCGUUGAGAGCGUGUACGACUGGAAGUGGGAGGGCGGCAAAUUGCCCAUGUCCUGCUGCAACAACAACAAAAACUGUACCAUUGGGUCGACCAACGCGUACAAAGACGGCUGUGGGAUCAAGGCGUACCAGUGGUUCAAAAACGGCUUGGAUCUGUUGGGGAUUUUGGCGGUGGCUAUCGCGUCCAUCGAGAUUAUCGGUGCCAUUUUCGCAUUGUGCCUUUCGAGUUCCAUCAAAAAUCAGUUGCGGCGUGAGGCCUACGCUUAAACCUUCUAGUGUAUAAUUUAGAUGUUUGUUCAUUCACACGAGCUUUAUGCAAAGUAUUAUUAUGUAAAUAAUUAGGGCAAUGUACAAACGUCUCAUCUCACGUUGUUUGAUCACUCUAUUCCACCAACUCAUUUUACUACUUUACAGUGUCAAAUUAAAUGUGAUAAUAAUUUUUAUAUUUUUUUCGGACUGAUGUUAGCAGUUAGACUUCUACCAAAGAAUAAGUGCACGUUAUCUCACUUUGUUGGUACGUUUUGUAUGAUUUUUAACCGAAUAAAGUUCUGUAUAUGUGUAAAA
Messenger RNA from Tribolium castaneum (red flour beetle), 1168 nucleotides. Its product is annotated as leukocyte surface antigen CD53-like. Gene Ontology annotation, cellular component: plasma membrane. The record is from RefSeq and is a predicted model, not a curated record. Bases 158 to 871 code for a protein of 237 amino acids. The transcript is spliced from 5 exons. Lineage: Eukaryota; Metazoa; Arthropoda; Insecta; Coleoptera; Tenebrionidae.